Molecule: messenger RNA, 1345 nt
Organism: Carassius carassius (crucian carp)
Lineage: Eukaryota; Metazoa; Chordata; Actinopteri; Cypriniformes; Cyprinidae
Product: zinc-binding protein A33-like
Exons: 5
Coding region: 74-1168 (364 amino acids)
Molecular function (GO): protein binding
Source: RefSeq, a predicted model, not a curated record
UCUCACACACACACACACACACACACACACACACACACACACUGUCUGCUUUGUUCUGACACGGAAAAUUGGAAUGCACACAAAUCACAUGAAGGACCUAAAGAACAACUUUAACUCUCUCCUCGGUGCCCAAAAGGAGAAGCUUAUUCAGGCGAUUAAAAAGAUCAAACAUGAAAUUGAUGAAUGUAACGAGGCUGAGAACGAGGCCUUUGUGGACGCACUGGAGGUCGAGAACAGAUUUGAAGCGAUAGAACGUGAAAUUCGAGCAGAGUUCCAAAACCUCCAUCGUUUCCUGGAUGAGGAGGAAGAGACAGACCUGGAACGGCUGAGGAAGGAAAGGGACAAACGAGUGAAGAUCUUAAAAGAGAGAGAGAAAAAGAUUGCCAUGCAGAGUAGAGACCUAGAGAAAGCCAUUGAGACACUGAACUGCAAACUGCGGGAAGAUGACAGCCUCAAACUUUUGAAGCUUUCAUUGUUUAUCUUUAUUAGAUGUGAGGUGAAUUUCAAUCGUCCUCCCCCAAUAGACAGCGAAAUUCUCUCCAGUCAGUUUGUGGGCCCCAUUCAGUACCGGAUCUGGAAACACAUGAAAACAUCCCUCUACCCAAACAUAUCCACGUUGACUUUUGACCCUGAAACGGCACAUCCGUACUUGACCUUGUCUGCUGAGAGAACUUCAGCGACGUUCGAGGAAGACAAGGUGCAGCCUAACGAGAACCCAGCCGAAAGGAACCCGAAGCGCUUCCACUUCUAUUAUUGUGUGAUGGGGUCAGAGGCCUUCACUUAUGGCCGUCAUUACUGGGAGGUGGAAGUGAAAGGAAAGACUGCCUGGCGAGUGGGUGUGGCCAGAGAGGACAUACCCCGGGGAGAGAUGGACUCUUCCUCCACGUUAAACGGACUGUGGACACUGUCCCUCAGAAAUGGCUUGAUCACAGCCUGCACCCACCCAAAGCCCACAAAGGUGCUCUCAUACACCCUCCCCAUCCGCAUCGGCAUCUUCCUGGACUGUGAGAAGGAGGAGGUUUCUUUCUACAAUGCUAUCACCAUGACGCCACUCUUUUCUUUCUACAUGGGGACUGUUCUAGUGCCGCUUUAUCCAUUCUACAACCCAUGUGACCGAGAUGAAGGCAAAAACUGUGCACCUCUUUCCAUAUUCCAUCCAUCACUCUGAGGGAUUGACAAGGAUGUUUGGUUUUUCCACCUAAUGCUGACCUAAUGCUGACACAGUUUGAAAUGCGGAAUUCUGAUCACCUUGAAACUUGUAUGCCUUUAAAGCUAGAGAGCAGUUUUUUAUGUGUAGUUGUGUUUGGAUAAACCGUUUAUAGUAACACUAAAUAGCAGCUGUAUC